CACACUCGCCUCAUCUCUCGACAGCGUCCGCCUCGCCUCCACCACCUCUCCGCUGCUUCCUUUUCUGGCGGCCAGCCUCGUUAGCGCUUCCUUAAUGGAAACCUACAGCCGUCGCCGCAGCAGACCCAUGCAACCUCAUUUCCCUCCUCGGCCAUUCAUCUAAGCCCAUGCCAUGUUGCUGCCCUUUCUCCCGGCACUGUUGGCCAUUUUCGUUCCAUCCUUUCCCUCCCGAGGCUGCUCUCCCCCGGCUUCUUCAGAGUCUGGGCGAAAAGAACUGACAAGACUUACUUUGCCGCCUCUCAACUCCUCUUCCUCCCCCAAGUCCUUUGAGGAUGGGGGCACGUUUCCGACAGGCUUUGAGGAAGGGGGAGGAGAGGCCACCAAGGCGGCGGCGGCGGCGGCUGUAACUACUCUUUCACCUGAGUCUCCCCGACCCGCGCCCCAGCAGGAGCAGCAGCCCCGCGAGGAGCCGGCGUGCAACAUAAGCGUGCAGAGACAGAUGCUGAGUUCAUUGCUGGUGCACUGGAGCCCGUUGGGCUUCCAGUGUGACCUCGUGCUCUACUCCACCAGUGGUCCCGGCGGGCGAGCCUUUUUCUCGGCCUCCUUUCAUCGCGUUGGGCCGCCACUGCUCAUCGAGCAUCUUGGGCUAGCACCUGGCGGCAUACAGCAGGACCUCCGCCUAUGCGUGGGCUGCAGCUGGGCUCGAGGUAGGCGCGUCGGCCGCCUUCGCCCGGGCGUCUCCAAACCAGCGUCGUCGUCUUCUCCUUCGGCUGCACUCUACUCCUGGUCCACUCCGGACCAAGGACAGUCUUGGCAGCAAGGGGAACGGCUCCACUUCUGCUGUCUGGAUUUCAGCUUGGAGGAUCUCAAGGGAGAUCCAGGCUGGAGGAUGAAUCGCAAGCCCAUCGAGUCCACCCUGGUGGCCUGUUUCAUGACUCUGGUCAUCAUCGUGUGGAGCGUGGCCGCCCUCAUUUGGCCGGUGCCCAUCAUCGCCGGCUUUUUGCCUAACGGCAUGGAGCAGCGGAGGAGUGCCCCCACCUCGACAUCUGGAACAACUGCAUCGAAAUGACCGCCUACCUCCCGUAUCUGGUUCGAUGUCACCUGAGUCAUAUAGUUGAGGGGCUCCGGAUUGAGAAUCUUGCUAUAAAUUAAUUAUUUUUUGUAAUUUAAAAGGAAUCUAUUUUGUAAAUUAUUAUGUUAAAGCCAUCUUCUUGAUGUUGGAUGUAGAAGGCUGGAGUUAGGUAGAAAUCUUCAAACUAGAUUGAAGAACCUAUACCCGCUUCUCGUUAAUUUAUACCUGCUUCUAGUUAGUUUAUAGGUAUAUUUAUAAUGUGCUCAAAUUCAUAUCUAAUGAAAUGACCAAAAGCUGUGUAUUUGCUUUAUAUAUUAAAAAUAAACUCUUUUAAGUCAAUAUUUUAGUAGCAAUGCACACAGAAAUCCAGUGCAUUUUGCAGUAGUUAUAAGUUAUUUGUAUACAAAUACAAUUUGUCUUUGCAAAUGUAAAUUUACUAA
Messenger RNA from Pseudonaja textilis, 1512 nucleotides. It is a transcript of the gene TMEM158, whose product is annotated as transmembrane protein 158. Gene Ontology annotation, molecular function: peptide binding. The record is from RefSeq and is a predicted model, not a curated record. NCBI's taxonomy places the organism in Eukaryota, Metazoa, Chordata, Lepidosauria, Squamata, Elapidae.